AUGAGGGUCCUGUUGAAGCUGAUCCUGGUUCUGUGUUACGUCCAGAGGGGCGAGGGCCACUCUCUGCCAUCGUUGAUUGAUCACAAACAAGAAACAGCAUCUUCUUCACACAACGGGGAUGAAUCUGCUGAAGCUUUUGCACUCGGAGCAUCUGGACUCGUAGCAUCUGAACUUGGAGCUUCUGGGCUCGGAGCAUCCGAACUUGGAGCUUCUGGACUCGGAGCCUCUGGACUCUUAGCCUCUGAUCCCUCCCCCGCUCCCCUCGUCCCGGCCCGGUCUCGCCGCUCCGCCGUGGCCUCAUCGUGCGGCCUGCGCUCCGUACUGCUUCAGGUCCGGCACCUGGGCCUCGGCUACGACUCGGACGAGACGGUCCUCUUCAAGUACUGCAGCGGGACGUGCCCUCACGCUCGCAACAACCACGACCUGACGCUCAGCAACCUGCUGCAGAGCGGCGUGCUGCCCGGAGACGUGAGGGAGCACCACCACGCGCCCUGCUGCCGGCCCACGCUGCACGAGGACAUCGCCUUCCUCGAUAACUCCCACCGCUGGCACAAGGUGGAGAAGCUGUCGGCCGCCGGCUGCAGCUGCGUGGGCUGAGCGUGGGUCAUUUAAACGGGGAAAAAGGGAUGUAUUGGGACAAUUUGUGAGGAUACGUUUGUAUCAUAGUGUAAUGAUGAGUUGUAAUCUAAAUGACAGCUGAAACCUGUUCUUGGGAGCUUAUUUAUGUCAAAAUGAAUGAGCUAACAUCUAAGCUAUUUUCCCUCUCACUUGCAGGUGAGACCUCAUGAAUCUUGGUUGGUCCUUUAAAGGUAUCCUAUCAUGCUAUUUGAUUAUUCAAACGAGGGGAAAGGGAUGCAUUGGGACCAUUUGUGAGGACACAUAAACAAAGUCUUUAUUGUGAAAUCAUGAGAUUAUCCACAGACCUCUUUGUGGAAAAUGUCUUGAAAUAACUAUUCUUUAACCCUAAGUUACAUCUCCUAUCAUGCUAUUUAGCGUGGGCGUAAAGCCAGUCCAUAUUUCCGAUAUUGCGUCAUAUCAGCAGCAAAUCUGGAUCAGCUCCGUUGUUCCCACGUUUGUUGAGAUUUGGGUACUGAGGAAAAGAGAGGGUUUUGUUUUCUGACACCGGGAACACAUAUUUAUAUAUAAAGGACAUCGAAAAGUGCAUUUUGCAUGAUAAGAGACCUUUAAACGGGGGAAGGGGAUGCAUUGGGACAAUUUGUGAGGAUACGUUUGUAUCAGUGUCUGUAAAUGAUGAGUUGUAAUCUAAAUGACAGCUGAAACCUGUUCUUGGGAGCUUAUUUAUGUCAAAAUGAAUGAGCAAACUUCUAAGCUAUUUCCCCUCUCACUUGCAGGUGAGUUCUCAUGAAUCCAGGGUUGUUGAUUUAAGUGUUUUGACUUCAGCUGGUGAUCUAACGGGCCUCAACGGGAUUAGAAGUUUACGACCGUUGGCGGUUGCAGGCUUUAAAGAAGUACUCCCAUAGCAGAAAAUAUGGCUCUUAUUUUAGUUCAUGGACAGUUUGCAGAGUGAAGGGAGUUUUUCUCAUCUGACGUUGGCAAUAAAUAUAAAAUAAGUUAUUAGAAAAGAGCCCGGCAAAUGCAAGCUGCCUUAUUACGAUACUAGUUUUCUGACAAAAAGGUGAAACUGAAACGAGACAUUAUUCAACUACAAGCUACUUGAUUGUUUUUGUAAAUAAGCUGUAUUUAUUUUAAUUCUUAAGUGCAAUUGUGGGGUUAUUAGACGAUGGAUUCAAUGUACGAAGCUGCGUACAAACGACACAGCUGAGUGAAGUUCUUUAAAAUUCAGACUGAUUCGUAAAAAAAAAUGUAUUUAUGUAAGAUAAGUUAUUUAUUU
This is a messenger RNA of Gymnodraco acuticeps, 1852 nucleotides long. RefSeq names its product persephin. The record is from RefSeq and is a predicted model, not a curated record. Bases 1 to 597 code for a protein of 198 amino acids. The transcript is spliced from 2 exons. Lineage: Eukaryota; Metazoa; Chordata; Actinopteri; Perciformes; Bathydraconidae. Gene Ontology annotation, molecular function: receptor tyrosine kinase binding; growth factor activity; glial cell-derived neurotrophic factor receptor binding.